Messenger RNA from Hevea brasiliensis (rubber tree), 1686 nucleotides. Its product is annotated as UDP-glycosyltransferase 74E2. NCBI's taxonomy places the organism in Eukaryota, Viridiplantae, Streptophyta, Magnoliopsida, Malpighiales, Euphorbiaceae. Gene Ontology annotation, molecular function: UDP-glycosyltransferase activity. The transcript has 2 exons. Bases 40 to 1419 code for a protein of 459 amino acids. The record is from RefSeq and is a predicted model, not a curated record.
UAUUAGAAGAGAGAGAGAGAGAGAGAGAGAGAGAGAGAGAUGGAGAGGAUACAAGGAGCCGCUGAAACACAUGUUCUCAUACUUCCUUUCCCUAUACAAGGACACAUAAAUCCAAUGCUCCAAUUCUCCAAGCGCGUAGCCUGCAAAGGAGUCAAAGUGACACUAAUCACCUUCAGCGACAAACAAUUCACCAAAGGCGAAGAUGGGUUAGUAAGUUUUGAGUCCAUUUCUAAUACUAGUGAAGAAAGCAGGAAGGAUAUGGGUGUAGAUGACCGUAUGAAGAAAUUCCAGGAUACGGUUAGAGUGAAAUUACCAGAAAUUGUUGCAAAGCAUGGGGAGUCUGGGUUCCCUGUGAGUUGCCUUAUAUAUGACUCGAUGAUGCCAUGGGCUCUGGAGCUAGCCAGAAAGAUUGGAAUCUCUCCAGCAUCAUUCUUCACGCAAUCGUGUGCAGUUUGUGCUAUUUAUUAUGCAGUUCAUGAAGGGAAGCUUAACAUUCCAAUUGAUGAUCAGGCCUCUGUAUCACUAGAAGGGAUGCCACCAAUUGAGGUCUAUGACUUGCCCUCUUUCGUUUAUGACAUGGAUAAGUACCCAGGUGCAUUGAGCCAUUUAGCAAGUCAGUUUUUGAACAUUGGAGAAGUUGAUUGGAUCUUUUACAAUACUUUCGACAUCUUGGAAGAAGAGGUGGUUAGCAGGAUGGAAAGCAAGUGCCCAAUCAGGCUAAUAGGACCAACAAUUCCAUCAAUGUAUUUGGACAAGAGAUUGGAGGACGACAAGGAUUAUGGCCUCAACCUCUUCCAACCCAAUACAGAAACUUGUAUGGAGUGGCUAGACACUAAGGAAACUUGCUCAGUAGUUUAUGUAGCUUUCGGAAGCAUAGCUGCCUUGGGAGAGAAGCAGAUGGAAGAGCUUGCACAGGGCCUAAACAUGAGCAACUACUAUUUCUUGUGGGUGGUUAGGGAAUCAGAAGAGAAAAAAAUUCCAAGAAAAUUUGUUCAAGAGACAUCAGAGAAAGGUCUACUAGUAACAUGGUGCCCUCAAUUAAGAGUUCUGGCUCACAGGUCAGUGGGAUGCUUCAUGACUCAUUGUGGGUGGAACUCAACACUUGAGGCUUUAAGCUUGGAAGUGCCAAUGGUGGCAAUGCCACAGUGGACUGAUCAACCAACGAAUGCAAAAUUUGUUGCCGAUGUGUGGAAAGUUGGAGUUAGGGUAAAGGUGGAUGCAGAAGGAACCGUCAGAAAGGAAGAAAUAGAGAAAUGUCUAAGGCAAGUAAUGGAAGGAGAGACAGCAAAUGAGAUAAGAAAGAAUUCACAGAAUUGGAAGAAACUUGCUAAAGAGGCAGUGGAGGAAGGGGGAAGUUCUGACAAGAACAUUGAGAAAUUUGUAGAAGAACUCAAAUGCUCCUCCAAUGUUACUAAAUAGUAAAUAGUGAAACAAACACAAUAAGCUUGGCAUGUGGGUAAUUAAUAAGCACUCCAUUGUGUGAGAAAAUAAUGUAAAAAUAUAUUGUAAUUAGGUAAAUUCUUGCGAUUGUGGAUCCAUGUAUGGUGGAAUUAUCUGUAAAAUAAGUAAAAUCCAUACAUUUAUGUGUUGGAUCCAUAAUAGAUCUGAUUAAUAUAAGUUUUUUCCUUUGUAACUAAAUCUAGCAAUCAAUUGUUGUCAAUAAAGUUGUGACUAGAUCACUUGAAA